Trichophyton rubrum CBS 118892 is the source of this 309-nucleotide messenger RNA. RefSeq lists its product as uncharacterized. NCBI's taxonomy places the organism in Eukaryota, Fungi, Ascomycota, Eurotiomycetes, Onygenales, Arthrodermataceae. The transcript has a single exon. The record is from RefSeq and is a predicted model, not a curated record. The coding region runs from base 1 to 309 and encodes 102 amino acids.
AUGAAAGACGGAAAGUCCGAAUACAUUACAACGUCCUCAUGGCAGGGACUUGACGUCAGACAAGUCACAGGUACCAGCGUCGGCUUCAGCACAUGGGAAGAAGCCAAGCGACGGGAAGGUGAUGGACAAGCAGGCCAGCGAAUCAAGACGAUGACAAGCUGUCAAAUCUUAUGCCACGUCUACGUCGGAAGGAAAGUACGAAAGCCUCUUGUGCUGCGUGUAGACGACGAUAUCGAUCUGCAUAUGAAGCCUGAAGAAUUGUCUAUUCCAAGCAGUCGAUUGGAUAAUGGCAAGCUACGCAGAAGUUGA